Cherax quadricarinatus is the source of this 1656-nucleotide messenger RNA. The record is from RefSeq and is a predicted model, not a curated record. NCBI's taxonomy places the organism in Eukaryota, Metazoa, Arthropoda, Malacostraca, Decapoda, Parastacidae.
AUGCCACCCGCCAGCCACCAGCCGCCUGCCACCCUGCCUCCCUCCCUGCCACCCGGCCAGCUACAAGCCACCCAGAAGCAGCAGCCGCCACCGCCAGCCAGCCCCCACCCAACAACAGCCACCCAACCAGCCCCCAGCAACAGCCCCAGCCAGCCCCCCGCCAGAGAGCAGGCCAGCCCAGCCAGCCAGCCAGUCACCGCCAGCCUGCCGCCACCGCCAGCCACCCAGCACCCACCCAGCCCCAGCCUCAACCAAAACCCCCCGCCAGUAGCCGCCAGCCAGCAGCCACCCAACCAGCCAGUCACCCACCCGUCAGCCACCACCAGCCAGAAACCCCCAACCAGCACCCGCCAGCAGCCAGUCUGCCAGCCAGCGCCGCCACCCAAACCCCCAGCCACCAGCCACCCAGCCACCCACCAAUCAUCCAUCCAGCCAGAAAGUCCCCCCCCCCCCCCACCCCCCCCACCCCACCACCCCCCACCACCCACAAAACCCCCCACCUUUCCCCCCCCACCCCCACCCCCCCACCCCCACCCCCCACCCCCAAACCCCCCACCACCACUCCCCACCCCACCACCCCCCCCACCCCCCCCCCCCCCCCCCCCCCCCCCCCCCUCCCCCACCCCCCCCCCACCCCCCCCCCCCCACCCCCCCACCCUCCCCCCCCCCCCCCCCCCCCCCCCCCCCCCCCCCCCCCCCCCCCCCCCCACCCCCCCCCCCCCACCCCCCCCCCCCCCACCCCCCCCCCCCCACCCACCCCCCCCCAAAACCCCACCCCCAAACCCUUCCCCACCCACCCCCCCAAAAACCCCCCCCCCCAAACCCCCCCCCCCCAACCUACCCACCCCCCACCCCCCCCCACCCCCCCCCCCCCCCCCCCCCCCCCCACCCCCCCAACCCCACCCCCCACCCCCCCCCCCCAAAAAACCCCCCCCCCCCCACCCCACCCCCCCCCCCCCCACCCCCCCACCAAAACCCCCCCACACACCCCACCACCCCCCCCCCCCCCACCCCCCCCCCCCCCACCCCCACCCCCCCCCCCCCCCACCCCCCAAACCCCCCCCCCCCCCCCCCCCCCAACCCCCCCCCCCCCCCCCCAACCCCCCCCCCCCCCCCCCCCCACCCCACCCCACCCCCCCCCACCCCCCCCACCCCACCCCACCCCCCAAAACCCCCCCCCCCCCCCCCCACCCCCCCCCCCCCCCCCCCCACCCCCCCCAACCCCCCCCCCACACCCCCCCACACCCCCACCCCCCACCCCCACCCCCCCCCCCCAAACCCCAACCCCCCCACCCCCCCCACCCCCCACCCCCACCCACCCACCAACCCCCCCCCACCCCCCCCAACCCCCACCCCCCAACCCCAACCCCCCCCCCCACCCCCACCAAAAACCCCAACCCCCCAACCCCACCACCCCCCCCCCCCCACCCCCCACCCCCCAAAACCCCAAAACCCCCACCCCCAACCCCACCACAACCCCCACCCCCCCCACCACCACCCCCACCCCCCAACCCCCCCAAACCCCCACCACCACCACCACCACCACCCCCACCCCCCCCCCCCACCCCCCCACCCCCGUCCCCCGUUCCCCCUUGCAAAAUAAGUAGGUACCCGGAAAUUAGUCACCUUUCACCUUCUUUUCCUGGGUUUACCUAG